Messenger RNA from Marmota monax (woodchuck), 1649 nucleotides. RefSeq names its product atrial natriuretic peptide receptor 3-like. Gene Ontology annotation, cellular component: membrane. Lineage: Eukaryota; Metazoa; Chordata; Mammalia; Rodentia; Sciuridae. The record is from RefSeq and is a predicted model, not a curated record. Gene Ontology annotation, biological process: regulation of blood pressure; vasodilation. The transcript has a single exon. The annotation marks the transcript as partial. Gene Ontology annotation, molecular function: peptide hormone binding; natriuretic peptide receptor activity.
ACUGCUGAAAGAAGAUUCCUGAGUUGCGUCUUCCUUGCGGGCAAGGGGUCGCGACAAGUGGUGCCAAGACCGGGGAACCAGAACUUUCAGCAGUCAGGGGUGGUGCACCGGUUAGUCCCAGGAGAUGGCUCAUGGAAGAGAGGAGACAAACACGACUUUGAGGCUAAGCAAGCAUACUCAUCCCUCCAAACAGUCACUCUACUGAGGACCGUGAAACCUGAGUUUGAGAAGUUUUCUAUGGAGGUGAAAAGUUCUGUUGAGAAACAAGGGCUCAAUGAGGAGGAUUACGUGAACAUGUUCGUUGAAGGAUUCCAUGAUGCCAUCCUCCUCUAUGUCCUGGCUUUACAUGAAGUACUCAGAGCUGGUUAUAGCAAGAAGGAUGGUGGGAAGAUUAUCCAGCAGACCUGGAACAGAACAUUUGAAGGUAUUGCUGGGCAGGUCUCCAUAGAUGCCAAUGGAGAUCGGUACGGGGACUUCUCUGUGAUUGCCAUGACGGACGUUGAAGCAGGGACCCAGGAGGUUAUUGGCGACUACUUUGGAAAAGAGGGUCGUUUUGAAAUGCGUCCUAAUGUUAAAUAUCCUUGGGGCCCUUUGAAACUGCGAAUAGAUGAAACCAGAACUGUGGAGCAUAGCAACGGCCCUCCUUGCAAAUCGUGUGGCCUAGAAGAAUCAGCAGUGACGGGAAUUGUUGUGGGGGCCCUUCUUGGAGCUGGUUUGCUAAUGGCCUUCUACUUUUUCAGGAAGAAAUACAGAAUAACCAUUGAGAGGCGAAACCAGCAAGAAGAAAGUAACAUUGGAAAACAUCGAGAGUUGCGGGAAGAUUCCAUCAGAUCCCAUUUUUCAGUGGCUUAAAAGAAGCCUUCCUCCCCGCCCACCCCCUCUGCUUGAGAUUCUUAAGCUGGGAUGAAAGACAUCCAUGGAACAGAAGGGGUGUUCUUGAAGAAUUCAUUCUUUUAAGCAGUUAGUCAUUUUGUCUUAAAAUUUCUUUAGAAGCUCAGGAACUAUUAUUAAUCACCAUUGGCCUCCUAGCCUUUCAUCUCAUGACAAAGAAAUAUAAGGAUAUAACGUCACUCUGUUAAAUGUUCAUACUGCUUGGAGGGCAUAGAAUUAGACUUGUGUUUUUACAACCUGCUGUCUCCAUAUCUGGAUGGUUUCUGGGGACAUUUCACACAAGGAUAUAAAAAUGUGGUUUUCUUAAAUGAACUGUUUUGUAGCUAGAAUAAAAACAUUUUUAUAAGUAGAAUAUUCUUGGAAAGAAUUUAACACCCAAUGAGAGGAAACUGUAAUGAAAAAAAAAUUCGAGGUUGGAAAUACAGUGUCCGUCUCUCUGGAGCUGGAGGACAGGUUGUGGUGGAGCAGGGCUCUGUCUAACGUCUACAUUCAGGUCUGACUUCAUAUCUCGAGAAAGGAUCCUCCCUGUCUCUCUCAGUGUCUCAUAAAAGCUACUCUGGAAAGUUGUAAAUAUUAGUGAGGUAGGAGGGUUUUUACAAGAAAAGCAAGUCUGAAAUGUUUCUUUCUUUUUUAUGUAAAAAAACCUAUUUCACACUAACAUUUUAUUUUUAAGUAUUUUAAUCUUAUAUUUUGGUAUUAGAAAAAUGUGUCUAUUUUUUCAUUUUGAAGAUUAAAUUUCACUUAUAUUUAAAAAAAAA